CAGCGCACGAGUGUGACGCGGUGACCGAGGAAGUGCAACAUAUCGACGUGUACAUCCUCACGCUGUGCUUCCGGUUAAGCAAAAGCGUGAUCAGUCGUGCUCGGUCGCUCUUCCCUUCCUCGGCUCACAGUAGAGGCGUCUCGUAGGAUUCUCCCGGUUCCUUUACCUCUCUCUCUUCCCUCCCUAACGGAAUACUCAUUCAGCCCAGCGGACAUGGCAUCUGCAGUAACGGCACAAGUUCAGUCCAACCCAGCUUCAGCUCCGCAGCUGCAGAGGGGAAUAGUGAAGAUGGUCUUGUCUGGUUGUGCUGUCAUCGUUAGGGGUCAGCCGCGAGGAGGACCCCCUCCAGAACGACAGAUCAACCUGAGUAACAUCCGAGCCGGAGCUCUCGCCCGUCGUGCAGUUCAGGGUCAACCAGACACCAAGGACACACCAGAUGAGCCAUGGGCUUUCCAGGCACGAGAGUUUUUGCGCAAGAAAGUAAUCGGCAAAGAAGUCUACUUCACCGUGGAGAAUAAAACCCCUCAAGGCAGGGAAUACGGCAUUGUCUUCCUGGGAAAAGACACCUCAGGAGAAAAUAUCGCAGAGUCCCUGGUGGCCGAAGGUCUUGCCACAGUUCGCAGAGAAGGCAUCAGAGGAAACAAUCCUGAUCAGGUUAGACUGUGUGAUUUGGAGGACCAAGCCAAGGCUGCUAAAAAGGGUCAGUGGUCUGAGGGUGGAGGCUCACACACUAUUCGAGAUCUGAAGUAUACCAUCGAGAACCCUCGCAAUUUUGUGGACUCCCUCCACCAGAAACCAGUCAACGCCAUUAUUGAACAUGUGCGUGAUGGCAGCAUGCUACGGGCGCUGCUUCUGCCCGACUACUAUCUGGUGACAGUCAUGCUGUCUGGAAUCAAGUGCCCUACGUUUAAACGGGAGGCAGAUGGCAGCGAGACCCCUGAACCCUUUGCAGCAGAGGCAAAGUUCUUCACAGAGUCAAGGCUUCUUCAGCGAGAUGUGCAGAUCAUUUUGGAGUCUUGUCCCAACCAGGUCAUUCUGGGGACCAUCUUGCACCCGGUGAUGCAAGUCGUGAAUGCAGAUGCCAUCGUGGUGAAGCUGAACUCUGGGGAGUAUAAGACCAUCCACCUGUCCAGCAUCAGGCCCCCGAGACUUGAAGGCGAGGAGAAGAACAAGGACAAAGACAAGCGUUUCCGUCCACUCUAUGACAUUCCUUACAUGUUUGAGGCACGGGAAUUCUUGAGAAAGAAGCUCAUUGGCAAGAAGGCUGGAGAGAAUGAGUGGCAUUCACUAGCAGUGGCUAAUGGAGGGAAAUCUGUGGAGAAGUGCAUUUCCUCCUCUCGGAAAGAGCACGUUUGGAUAAUCCUGCCCGCUCAAAGUGCCUCCUGUUAUGUGGGUGUGAGCGUAUGUUCCAAGCAGUUUGCUGGUUUAUAUGGAAGAGGACGUGCUGAGUUUUCAUAUGUUGCCCUGAUGAUGUACAUUGAGGCUGCCGCGGCAGAGCUGUGCAGACUUCAUUCAUCUUUUCCCUCUACUUAUGCUUUAGAGGGAAUUACAGUGGCGUGUGAGACUAGCAGCUCACUUUUAAGCCAUGAAAUAUGUAUUACAGAGUUUCCUGACUACACCUACCCUCACCACAUUAGACUCCACUCACAGGGACUUAAGCUUGCAGAGAGCAGAAACAUUGCUGAGGCUCUGGUCAGUAAAGGUCUCGCAACAGUGAUCAGAUACCGUCAGGACGACGAUCAAAGAUCUUCUCAUUACGACGAGCUCUUGGCAGCAGAGGCAAGGGCAAUCAAGAAUGGUAAAGGACUUCACAGCAAGAAAGAAGUGCCCAUUCACAGGGUGGCAGACAUUUCAGGGGAGACACAGAAGGCUAAACAGUUCUUGCCAUUCCUGCAGAGAGCGGGCCGCUCGGAGGCUGUGGUGGAGUACGUGUUCAGUGGCUCCAGACUCAAGCUCUACAUGCCCAAAGAAACAUGUCUCAUCACCUUCCUGCUCGCUGGUAUCGAGUGUCCCCGAGGGUCUCGAAACAUGCCAGGUGGGAUGCAGGUGGCAGAGCCGUACAGUGACGAAGCCACAAUCUUCACCAAAGAGCUGGUUCUUCAGAGAGAGGUGGAAGUGGAGGUGGAGAGCAUGGAUAAAGCAGGAAACUUUAUUGGCUGGCUUCACAUCGAGGGUGUGAAUUUGUCCGUCGCUCUGGUGGAUAACGCCCUGUCGAAGGUCCACUUCACUGCAGAGAGAAGCUCCUACUACAAGACUCUGCUGUCUGCAGAGGAAACCGCCAGACAGAGUAAAGAGAAGCUCUGGGCCAAUUAUGAAGAGAAACCAAAAGAAGAGGUGGCUCAGCUCACAGAGGAGAAGGAACGUGUGGCGAAAUACAGAGCCGUCUAUGUCACCGAGAUCACAGAUGGACUGCACUUCUACGCGCAGGAUGUGGAAACCGGUACUAAGCUGGAGAGCCUGAUGGAGAGCAUGCGUGGAGAGAUUGCCGCCCAGCCUCCGGUGGAAGGAUCCUUUGCCCCGCGCAGAGGGGAUUUCUGCAUCGCAAAGUUUGCUGAUGGAGAAUGGUACAGAGCUCGCGUCGAGAGAGUUGAAUCUCCAGCAAAGGUUCACGUGUUCUACAUCGACUAUGGAAACAGAGAGAUAUUAUCCUCCACGCGUCUUGCAGCCCUUCCUCCAGCCUUCAGCACGCGUACGCUUCCUCCACAGGCUACAGAAUACACAUUUGCCUUCAUUCAGGUCCCACAGGAUGAAGACGCACGGACCGACGCCGUGGACAGUAUGGUGAGGGACAUUCAAAACACACAGUGUCUGCUGAACGUGGAAUACAGUGGAGCUGUCUGCCCACAUGUCACGCUGCAGUUUACGGACUCGAAAGAUGACGUGGGUCUGGGUCUGGUGAAAGAAGGCCUUGUCAUGGUGGACGUACGGAAAGAGAAGCACCUGCAGAAAAUGGUGACUGAAUAUCUGAAUGGCCAGGAAUCUGCCAAGAGUGCCAGGCUUAACAUUUGGCGUUAUGGAGAUUUCCGUGAUGAUGACGCGGAUGAGUUCGGCUAUCGCCGCUAAGUCGUUGUUCCAAAGACCUUGAGGAAGACAAGAUGCAUUCGCAGAGAACACACACAAAAAUUAAAAUCAUGACAAAAAAAACAACAAAACAUCAGUAUGAUCUUAUUUUUUCUAACGUUGAACAUUUUUCUCUCUCUGUUGUUUUUUUUAUACUCUGUGCAUAUCCUCUCUUCUGCCCAAGGACUUUGUUUCUUGUCAUUUUCUUUUUCUUUUUUAAGCGAGUAGGCUACAGAUAACUCUACCUGUUGCUGCUUCAAAUAGGACCAAUGUACUUACCUUAAUCUUAAAUUUUGACAUGUUAGCCAAUCAUCUUUUUCAUGUAAAUUUUUAGCCAAUCACCAGCUGUCAAACCCCAUCCUAGCAAACCUGAUCUGCCCAAUCAGAUUUCUAUAUUUUGGGGCAAGACUUUUAAAGAAAUGAGGGGGAUGCACAGAGCAACCGUGAACUCAACAGCUUGCUGAGAAAACGCCUCCUUAAUCAUGAGAUUCUAUAUUUCAGUAUAUAUAUGGAUAUUUUGAAGUUAGAUCAGAACUAACCAAGUGAACUUACUGAGCGUAUUUUUAUCUCUCUCUGAUGUGAUCUGAGUGUUCAGUGACAUUUCUGGGCAUUUGUGUAAGGACGUGUGUUUUCUCUUUUUCUGUGGCAAAAGAACCGCUGCCAGCACCUUUACAAGCAUCUCUCGGCUUCAUCUGUGAGGUUUACUCAACGGUCAUCGUUUCUUCUUUUCCUGCUCUUGCCCGCCAUACAGAAACAGUGUUUGAAUUUCUUUCCUUCUGAGGUAGACCCUGUCAUUGUAUUUAAAUCUGAGAAAUAAAAAUGAGCAAAGUG
Messenger RNA from Sinocyclocheilus grahami, 3891 nucleotides. Its product is annotated as staphylococcal nuclease domain-containing protein 1-like. The transcript has 25 exons. NCBI's taxonomy places the organism in Eukaryota, Metazoa, Chordata, Actinopteri, Cypriniformes, Cyprinidae. Bases 214 to 3063 code for a protein of 949 amino acids. Gene Ontology annotation, molecular function: RNA binding; nuclease activity. Gene Ontology annotation, biological process: mRNA catabolic process; regulatory ncRNA-mediated gene silencing. The record is from RefSeq and is a predicted model, not a curated record. Gene Ontology annotation, cellular component: nucleus; cytosol; RNAi effector complex.